UUUUUAAUUUUUUUGUUGUUUUGUCAGGUAUUGUGGCAUAUUAGAAACGCCUGAUUAGAAGAAUUGCAUGUCUUUACAAUAUUUACAAAACUUUUCAUAAAGAAUAUAUUUUUAAGAGGGGCAAUUUCCCCAUUCUGAACUUUUUUCCCCACUCUUAAGCAUGGUAAAUAUUCAGGACAGUAUCUGUUAUGAAUAUGUGACUUCUGAGUCAAUUAAAGAUGAAUGGACUAUUUAAAGUUAGUGUAAUUUUUAAUUUGGCUGCUACAAUAGAGUGUAGGACUACAGCAGCACUAGUGCUGUGAGUCAGGAAAUAUUAGCUCGUUAGAAAACCAUAAAUUAAACCUUGCUACAUACCAGGGACUUUAAAAACUGGCAUGUGAAACCAUGCUGGAUUAGGAAAAUGCAAAUUAUUUUCCUUUUAAGUUGUAGUUUCUUACAGUUUUAUUCUAUGUUUUUUCCACAUUUAGUUCAAUUCUGGUUGUUUUCCAUGGUCUUUCUAGUGUCUGUAACAUUCCUACUUAAUUCUAAUUAAUUUCUUUUUCCUUUUUGGUCUCAAGUUCUUGUCAUUCAUUUUACAGUUCUCAACAUUUCACUUCUUUAAUCUUAGUUACUACUUAUUUUCCCUUUUCAUCAUACCCUUCUCUGUACUCCACAGCAUCACACAAAUAGGCACUUUUGUUUGCUUGUCCUGGUUUGCAGUUUGCCAACAUUUAUUAACAACUUCAGAGUCAUCAGUAAAAGGUUUAGAGUAGGGAAUAAUGGAAACUAAAUGGAGACAUGGGAGACCUUUUCAACACAACAACAGGUCUGCUCUAGCAGCUGCCAUCCUUGUGACAGCACUCACAGGCCGCACUGUUGCUGUUCCUCAGCCCCGGCAGCGAUCGCUCUCUGAAAGUGACUCCACCUACUUGGAACAAGAAUCUUUUGAACCAUAUGCAGCAGUCUCAGAGCUCAGGAUAGGAACUAACUGGAAACUUGAUGGUAGUGACAGAUCUCCUGUACAGUCCCUGCAAAUAUCAGGCAAUUAUGGUGAAGAUGAGGACAUGGAUACAUAUAUUUCAGAUGCUGAUAAAGAGGCAGAGUCCAGCUGUCAGAGUAAUGAGAAAAGGGAAGGAAGCUUUAGCACCAAUGCUAUUUAUGCUGUUCCCUGCAAAACUAAAAAGGCAGAGUUUCCACCAUCUCCUUCUCCUAAUACUGAAAAUAAAGAAGUUUCUUCCCAUGAAACUGAGUGUCAGGUGGUGGUGGAUAAGUCAAAUGUGCACAUAGAAGAAGACCAAAAUCUGGGCUUGGAUUUAAAGGAGGAAAAAUUAACAGCUGAAAAUCUGAUACAUGACAAACCUCCACCAUCCCCAGAUGUGUCUGUUCGGGCAAGGCAAGUAAGGGAAAAUAUAAACAAAGAAAAGUUGAGGGAACUGAAACAAGAAAACUGGUCUCUGAACAAGGCAUACCAAGCUGUGGUGCAACAAUUUGAGGGAACUAAACAGCAGAUGAAAGAACAGCAGUUAAAGCUGAAGGAACUAGAAAAAGAAAACAGAAGACUUAAAGAAGCUGCAGAGAACUCACGUAGAGAAGAGGAGGCAACAGAAUUAUUUUCUCUCAGACAACAAGCACAAGAGCUGGUAGAUGAAAAUGAUGCUUUGAAAAUGAUGGUCCAUCGUUUAAAUGUAGAAUUAAGUCGCUAUCAAACUAAAUUCAGGCCAUUGUCCCAGGAAGAGAAUCUAAAGCUGAAAGGCUUACCCAUGAAAGGACCACAACCACCAUGGCUGUUGGAUAUGAAGUAUUUGUCACCUCUUCUGUUGGCAUAUGAAGAUAGAAUAAGAGAAAAGGAAGAUUUUAUUCUUGAACAUGAGGAGGAUAUGAAGAAUUUUAAAGCACGAGUUGAAGAGUUGGUGAAGGAGAAUGAAGAUCUGCAUGAGCAAUUAAAUAACUCCAUUUCCCCUACAGAAUGGCAGCUGCUGCAAACUCAGGCCAAGCUGGUCUUGGAAGAAAAUGGAUUGUUGAUGGAGCAACUCAAAAUUCAACAAGCUAAAGCAAAAGAUAGUCACAGACAGCAUGUUCAAGAAGCUUCAAAGUUGACCAAACAAAUAGUAGUCUUAGAAAAUAAGAAGCAGAGUCAAAAGGAAGAAAUAACAGAGUACCAGAAGCAGCUAGAAGCUUUGUGUUCUACAUGUGAAGAGCUGAAAGGCAAACUGGACAGCAGAAUAACAGCAGAGGAGCACUUGGCUUUGGUGACUGAAUUGAAGAGCUCUUUACAACAGGAACAGGAGAAAAAGCACUCUGAGGUGGAAGCUGCAAUGGGAAAGAUAGCAUCACUGCAAACUGAAAACAAGAAACUGCUCUUAGAGAAAAAUAACUUCAUGGCUGACAAGAAGAUCCUGGAAACUGACAUGCAAAUGACUCAAAAGACAAACAGACGAUUAAAGAAGAAAAUAGGGCUUUUGCAGCUGCAGCUGGAGGAAGCAAUGGAAAAAGAAGUUGCAGCCCAUCACUAUCUAACAAACCUUAUUGGGCUGGUGGAGAGAAUAGCUAAGGAACGUGAUCAUCUGGUAUUUUUGGCCAGAUGUUUGGAAAAUGAGAAUCAUGGUGUUCUCAAGAAAAUCAUAGAAGGCAGUCUACGCUUAGGAAGAUUGGAAGAAAAAGUUAAGAUAUAUAAAAAGAAAGCAGCUGGAAAGCUUGGAGAUAUCAGUCUCAAGAUGAGUGAGCAGGAGAAAGAAUUUGAAAGGAAGAUUGCUCAGUAUGAGCAAGAAAAGAAGCACCUGCAGCAUCUGCUGCAAGACAAACAGGAAACUCUCAAUGAAGUGCUGGAGCAAAGCAGGAAAACAGAAGGAGAACUUGAAAUCAUGUGGGAAUCCACAGCCAAAGAAAACAGGAGAAUGAGAGAACUCUUGCAUAAAUCCCUGAGGAAGAACAACAUGUGGAGUGCUGUCACAGUUCAUGAGCCAUACUCUCAGAAGGACCUAGUUUAUGGACAUGAUUUUAGCUAUUGUGAUGUAAAAACUUCAUCCCCUACUAAAAAUGAAAUUGAGCAAGAAUGUCAAUGAGAAGAAUCUGCAUCCCAUCCAAUAAAGAGAGCUUGGUGCCUGAAUUUUACUUUUUCAGCAAAACAAGGUGUAUUGGAAUGUUUACUGUCUUCAAUAUCACUGUAUUUGUAAGGUCAUCGAAAUGACAACAGCAUAUUCUCUAUUUGUACUGUGAAUAAUGUAAAUCUAGCCUAAAAUAUUACUUUGCUACUUGAAGAAAAGGCUAUUCCUUCUUAAGACAAAAUGUGACCCAGCUUUAAGUUAACAUGUGCAGACAAGUGAGUAGUUAACAGGAUAAGUAGCUGGUAAGCUUGGUGUUUAGCACAGAUGCCACAAAACAAGUGAGCAGCAAGACAGUGCUCGUUAAAAUGAAAAGGACAUAUUUUGGUAAAUUCCCCCUAAAACGCCAGAUGGAAUAUGAUCCAAGCUGAAAAAAAGUGUGUCUUGUACUUUUUCUCAUGAGGAAGAUGACUUCUAGAUCACGUGCCGAAAAUCUUGUCAUCUCAAGGACAGAGAAGAAUUUGACCGUGGAGCAGACAAGACUGAAACAUCCUCCUGACAGCUGCUGUGCCUGAAUGCACAACUGUCCCCUGUGCAGAUUUACAGGAUCCCUGGAGGUGUUGGGAAGCUCCUGGCACUGCCAGGACAGGAUGCAGCUCUCCUCCAGACUGUUUUAUUUAUCCUGCUUCAGAUUCAGUGGCUUCAAAAGCCACCCAAAGUAUUCUCUGAAGCAGUGGUUAUUUUAUAUGCCUUUAAAUUAUUGACAUGUAUUUGUCUGAGCAUUCACAUUUGUUGAUUUUUCACAAUAUUGCACAUUAACUUUGUUGUAGUAUGUAUUACUAUGAUGUGACUUUAUUUUGGAUUUACAUAUAACUUGCUGGAUCAUCUUUUUGGUUUUGCUUAAUUUUUAUAAUGAAAUGUAAAUGGUACCAAAAAAUGUAACAAUACAAAAAAACAUGUAACUAUCAUAGUUCUGUAGUAUUAGAAAUAAUGAAGAAUUUCAUUGGCUUUGAUCAAAAUUAACAAAAAGAGCAGAAAACCUAGUUAAAAUACUAAAAGAAAUAUAUAAUGUUUGUGUCUGGAAAGGUUCCUGCAGUAAUUUUCUUCAGGGUUAAGGCCAUGACCCAGCAGAAUAGCUUUAUUUAGGAGAGGGUGGGGACAGCACAUGACAUUCAGGGACAGGUAGAUGUACAGCUUUCAAAGCCAGAUUCUGCAGUACAGUGCAAAGUUUAAAAAUCGACGGACUUUCAAAGCACUGGCAGAACCUCAGUGCUCUCAGAUACUACCCUGAUUAUGGGAAACCACCAAAGUAGCUGAGUCGUAUCUAUGCAAGUGACAUUUUAAGAUGUACUUUAAUUACUUUCCUUUAUAGCACUAAAACGAGUGCACCAACCUUACUGGGUCAUGAAGAUAAAACUUCGGCAUGCUGUGGUCUUUAAGGCACUGAUUAACAGAACUGCUCUGUAACAACACACUAUCUUUUGGUCUCUGCCCAGACUCUUAACAAGAGCUACACCUUCGAAUCCUUUCAUUGUCCUGACUUUUUCAACUUGGUUAUUUUAGGACUCCAUGCCUCAACAUAAGAACCAGAAACUCUUUUCAAGCAAGGUCUUAAAUAACUUCAUUAAUAUUUGAAAUUGUCAUGGGGGUGGUCUAUCAUUAAACCAGUCCUGUUCUCUGUCUUGCUUGAAUUUGAAAAAAAAUCUGAUUUGAAAUAUAAGGUCUGAAAUAUCUCUUCAGAUAAGACAGGCACACACACUUCUCUCGUUUCCACACGAGCUCCAAUCUGCAGCUGAGCAGACUCUGGAAGAGCAUCAAACAUGGCCAUAGCCACAGCUUUUCAUGUUUCUAAAGGCAGGCUUGGAAAAUGAAGCCUUUCACAUCAUAUUUUUUAAUAUAAGUAUCUCUGAAUAUGCAAAUACAACUUCAGAACUGAUUUAAUACUUAUAAUAUAUUAUCCUCAUCUGAUUUCAUUUGCCCUUUUGAGUAUGUUUUAAGAGUUUGUAAAAAUAAGCAGCUUCACAAGGAAAAGCUGUUGUAUUGGAAGUAAUCUUAGAAACAGAAGCAUGAUUUUCAAAACUCUCAAUAUUGGCCUAAGUGUUCUUCCACUGAAGUGACCUGGGAAUGUCUUAGAACUGUACUUUUCAUACACCAUUCAUGCCCAUUUUCUCAUUUUAGAGUAAGUUUUAAUACAUGGUUCAUCUUGACAGUGACACUCUUAAGGCUUUUUUCAGAAAUGCUACACUUACUUUGCCAUUUGUGUAUCAUUAAAAUAUGACAUUAAACUUUAAAUGAACUUACAUUUAAUCAAAUCCCUGGGUGAUUCUCCAUACUCAGUUUCCACAGGAAGAAAACUGAGAAAAAGCUAUGUCCCAUGGAUGACAAAGUCCUUCUGUGGCUCAGACUUUUUUAGCAUAACAAAAAUCCUGUUAUAGGAUAUUUAAAAUAAGUAUGAACAAAUUUUAAAUACAUAUGACCCCUUUUGACAUACUUGAAGAGUAAAAUACUAGGAGAGUUUCAGAUAACAAAAGUUAACAAGUGUGCCAAGUGUUGUUCAAAUAGAAUUGAUUAGACAGGUGCUUCCCUCCAGUUCCUUCCAACAGGAAAGAAGUUGAUUCUCUCCUUUAUUAACAGCUGAAAUAAUUGGUUUUCCUGUAAAUCUCUUUCAGAUGAAACAUAAAUCUUAUGCUCUGUAUGUUUUUCAUCUUGCAUUAAACCACUUGGAUUUUAGCA
Sturnus vulgaris (Common starling) is the source of this 5753-nucleotide messenger RNA. The record is from RefSeq and is a predicted model, not a curated record. NCBI's taxonomy places the organism in Eukaryota, Metazoa, Chordata, Aves, Passeriformes, Sturnidae.